Messenger RNA from Oppiella nova, 1016 nucleotides. The record is from the annotation of a GenBank genome assembly. Lineage: Eukaryota; Metazoa; Arthropoda; Arachnida; Sarcoptiformes; Oppiidae.
AUUUUUAAAUUAAUGAUAAUUUUGUGUCAUUUGUGUUGAGCUAUGAUUGCGAGACGUAUUGGCACUCAAUCAGUGAUCCAUUCAAUCAAUCAGUGGUUUAGCACUCAAUACACGCUUUGAUUACGCGUUCAAAGCAUUCAAACGAUACACAAAUCCAGUUGAAGACCACUUUUGGACCACUUUUUGAUUUAUUUAUUGAUUGCGGUAUUCAUUACCCAAACAAGUGGUCAGUCGUAUGUCUUCGGGUGGCAUUCAAAACCUCAAAACAUUUGAUCCCUUCGCCGAUGUAAAUGCCGACGACAGUGGCGUUCAGGACGGGCUGAUCCACAUCCGCAUCCAACAGAGGAACGGUAGGAAGACUUUGACUACAGUUCAGGGAAUAUCAGACAAUUACGACAAGAAGAAGAUUGUCAAGGCAUGCAAGAAGGAGUUCGCGUGUAACGGGACAGUAGUAGAGCACCCGGAGUAUGGAGAAGUGAUUCAAUUACAGGGCGAUCAGCGGAACAACAUUUGCCAGUUCUUAACGAAAGUGCAAAUCGCGAAACCAGAACAACUCAAAGUCCACGGAUUCUGAGCCAACACUCAUCGCCCAAAACACAUCCAUUUCUGACAAUUUCCUCGAAACCCCUUUCCUUCCGAUUAUCCCUUUCCGAGUGUCUGUCCCACAGAUCACUCACGUUUGAUAUAUGCUCUUAAUAUUGAUGAUUAAAUUAAUAACAAAUUGUAUCGCAUUUUCUCUUAAUUAUAAUCAAAUGUAAAACAGUUUUUAAUACUAUAUUUCAAUAGUUUUUGUGACAAAACAAUAACUCAUUAACCGCUGAACCCGUUGUCUGUGUUCUCAACGUUUUGAUCCUUUUUUCUGAUUAAAUAUAAGAUAAUUGCGAAAAGUAUCGAAAUGUCUAUUGAAAUGGAUUUUAGUGUUAAUAAUAGGUUUUUGGUAUUAAAUUUUCGAUACUUAUAUGAUUCGUAUUAUAAAAAUAAAUAUUUCGAUUCACUUCUCUAUCAUUUAAAUUGAC